Molecule: messenger RNA, 660 nt
Organism: Helobdella robusta
Lineage: Eukaryota; Metazoa; Annelida; Clitellata; Rhynchobdellida; Glossiphoniidae
Exons: 3
Coding region: 1-660 (219 amino acids)
Biological process (GO): chromatin remodeling
Cellular component (GO): nucleus
Molecular function (GO): catalytic activity
Source: RefSeq, a predicted model, not a curated record
AUGGCCCUCAGUAUCCGGCAGAAGAGGGUGCGAAAAAUCUCCGGAGACCCAGUCCAUGGGGUUGUGGUGCAAGGCCCUGUGGAUGGUCUGGCUACUGGCACCCCACUCUAUAGUGUGGCGGUGCAAGACACUAUAGAUGGAAGGACUACUUGUAGACCAAGGGGUUGGAGGUUUGGUACCUGGAAUGUAGGCACGUUGACAGGAAGAAGUUUGGAAGUGGUGGAGGAGCUGCAGAGGAGAAUGGUUGACGUGGCUGCAUUACAGGAGAUCAGAUGGAAGGGUGAGGGUACAAGGAAGGAAGAGGAGAAGGAUAGGUUUUAUGAUGAUGUUUCUGACGAGAUCGGGCAAGCGGGGUUGAAUGAGUUUGUGGUGUUGUUGGGUGAUUUGAAUGGUCAUGUGGGGGCGGAUGCAGACGGAUAUGAAGGUGUACAUGGGGGAUGGGGAUAUGGUAUACGGAAUGAGGAAGGGCGUAGAGUGUUGGAGUUAGCGGAUGCACAUAGCAUGGUGGUGGGGAAUACUUGGUUCACAAGGGAACCAGCGCGAUUGAUUACUUAUAGGUCAGGGGAACAUAGAUCGAUGAUAGACUAUAUAUUGGUAAGGGCCAAACAUAGGAAGUAUGUGAAGAAUGAGAAGGCGAUACCUGUACAUAUAGUUGAUUAA